AUGCCGAAGGGUCUCUUGUGUCAUCUGGAUGAUGCAUGCAUCAGCAAUCCUUGCCACAAGGGGGCACUGUGUGAUACCAACCCCCUGAAUGGACAGUAUAUUUGCACCUGCCCCCAGGGAUACAAAGGGGCUGACUGCACAGAAGAUGUGGAUGAGUGUGCCUUGGCCAAUAGCAAUCCUUGUGAGCAUGCAGGAAAAUGUGUGAACACAGUUGGCGCCUUCCACUGCGAGUGUCUGAAGGGCUAUACAGGGCCUCGUUGCGAAAUGGACAUCAACGAGUGCCAUUCAGACCCCUGCCAGAACGAUGCCACCUGUCUGGAUAAGAUUGGAGGCUUCACGUGUCUGUGCAUGCCAGGUUUCAAAGGUGUGCAUUGUGAACUGGAGAUAAACGAAUGUCAGAGCAACCCUUGUGUGAACAAUGGACAGUGUGUGGAUAAAGUCAAUCGCUUCCAGUGUCUGUGUCCACCUG
Galeopterus variegatus (Sunda flying lemur) is the source of this 469-nucleotide messenger RNA. Its product is annotated as neurogenic locus notch homolog protein 2-like. Gene Ontology annotation, biological process: Notch signaling pathway. The transcript has 4 exons. Gene Ontology annotation, molecular function: calcium ion binding; Notch binding. NCBI's taxonomy places the organism in Eukaryota, Metazoa, Chordata, Mammalia, Dermoptera, Cynocephalidae. The annotation marks the transcript as partial. The record is from RefSeq and is a predicted model, not a curated record.